Molecule: messenger RNA, 975 nt
Organism: Aspergillus clavatus NRRL 1
Lineage: Eukaryota; Fungi; Ascomycota; Eurotiomycetes; Eurotiales; Aspergillaceae
Product: arginase
Exons: 3
Coding region: 1-975 (324 amino acids)
Cellular component (GO): nucleus; cytoplasm; cytosol
Molecular function (GO): arginase activity; manganese ion binding
Source: RefSeq, a predicted model, not a curated record
AUGACGUCUCCAUCGACCAUCAAGCAACGGUUUCUCUCCAAGUCGAAUGAGCUCGGCGUGGUGGCAGUCGGAUUCAACGGUGGUCAGUGCAAACUCGGUGUCGAAGCUGCUCCCCUCGCCUUGAUCGAAGCCGGUCUUCUGAAUCAAGUCCGCGAUGACCUGGGCUACGACGUUCACUAUGACGACACCGUACAUUUCUACGAGAACCUCACUCCCAUGAACGAUCCCGACCACCGGGGCAUGAAGAAGCCGCGCGGGGUGAGCAUCGCAACCGAGACGAUCAGCAAGCAGGUGUACGAGCACGCCAAGGACGGCAAGUUCGUGCUGACCCUCGGCGGCGAUCACUCGAUCGCCAUCGGGACCAUUUCCGGCACGGCCAAGGCCAUCCGCGAGCGCCUGGGGCGCGAGAUCGCGGUGAUCUGGGUCGAUGCGCACGCCGACAUCAACACGCCGGAGAUGAGCCCCAGCGGUAACAUUCACGGGAUGCCCAUGGCUUUCUUGACGAGGCUGGCCCGCGAGGACAAGAAAGAUAUCUUUGGGUGGUUGGAGGAUGAUCACAUUGUCAACAAGAACAAGCUGGUAUACAUCGGUUUGCGCGAUGUCGAUCGUGGCGAGAAGCAGUUGCUCCGGGAGCACGGUAUCAAGGCGUUCAGCAUGCAUGAUAUUGACCGAUAUGGAAUCGGCCGGGUUGUCGAAAUGGCUCUAGCCCACAUUGGCAACGACACUCCCAUCCACCUCUCGUUCGAUGUUGAUGCCCUGGACCCCCAGUGGGCCCCCAGCACAGGUACCCCCGUCCGCGGUGGGUUGACUCUGCGAGAAGGUGACUUCAUCUGCGAGUGUGUCCACGAGACAGGUAAUCUGGUUGCCAUGGAUCUGGUUGAGGUCAACCCCAGUCUGGAAAUCGUUGGCGCGUCAGAAACCAUCCGGGCCGGCUGCUCACUGGUACGGUGUGCAUUGGGAGAUACACUUUUGUGA